Molecule: messenger RNA, 2544 nt
Organism: Paramecium sonneborni
Lineage: Eukaryota; Ciliophora; Oligohymenophorea; Peniculida; Parameciidae
Source: the annotation of a GenBank genome assembly
AUGUUUAGAUCACAAGAAAUAAGUUAUUUUUAAUUAGUGAUGCCCUAAGAUAGUGCAUGGACUAUAAUGGAUUAAUUAGGAUAUCUUAGUAAAGUUGAAAUUAUUGACCAUAAUCCUAAUUAAGCUUUGAUUAAUAGACCAUUUGCAAAUUACGUUAAAAGGUAAGGCAUUUUAAUCAUUACAUUAGAUGUGAUGACUUGAUUGUAAAAAUAGAGAAUAUGCUAUAAGUAGCAAAAAAUUAAAAUUUGUUAUCUAAUUAUAAAAAAGGAAAUUUGAAAUAAUUUACCAAUCAAGUAUUCUAUCUAAUGUAAUAAAUUUUUUAUAGUAAAACUUCCAUACUCAUACAUAUCUUGAUGAGAUUGAAGAGGAUAUAAACAAAAAAACUUCAUCUUUUCAAGAAUAAAAUAAGCAUCUAGAAUAACUUAUUGAUUAAUCAGAAUACAUUUAAAAUUACAUUGAAAUUUUACAAGAGAGUUAAAAAUAUUUAGGGGAUAAUGUAUUUUAAAAUUAAUCAAGUUCAAAGUUUGAGUCCUGCGUUGGGAUACUAAAAAAUUUAGAUCAAUUAUAGUAUUAUUUAUUUGUAAUAAAAAAUAGAUUUCAUCGAGUAAUUUUUAGAGUGACAAAAGGAAACUCUUUUGUUCAUUUGAAAAGAAUGAAUGAAAAAUAAUCAAUUUUCAUUAUAUUAUUUCCAAAUAUAGGAAAUUAUGGAAGAUAAAAAAUUAUAAAAAUAGUAGAAUAAAUGUCUUAGGGAAAGUUUACUUUGCCUUAGAGUCCGUAAGAAUUUGAAAGAAAAUUAAAUGAAUUGAAAAUUAAACAAGCCGAAUAUAUCAAUGUAAUAAACAUUACAGAAUCUAGCUUAUAUAAAUGACUUAGAAAUAGUUGUGCUAAUGCAUCUCAAAUAUGUUUUUGAUUAAAAAUGGAUUACCUCUAAUAGAAUUUUAUAAAUUUUAUUUAAUAAAAGAAAAGGAACUCUAUAAGGAACUAAAUAAGCUGAAAAUGAAAGGCAGAUUAUUUUUGGGAGAAUUAUGGGUGCCAACAAGAGAUAUAUAAUAUUUAGAAUAAACUUUAUAAUUAAUUAAGGAAAAGCAAUCAAGCAAUCCUGGAGGAUAAUUAGCUUAGAAGAAAGCUCCUGAUUAUUUAUAGAAACCUACCUAUUUCAGAUUAAAUGAGUUCACUUCUACAUUUUAAGAAAUAGUAAAUACAUAUGGGAUACCAAGAUAUCAAGAGAUUAAUCCUGCAAUAAUAACAAUAAUUACAUUUCCCUUUUUAUUUGGAAUAAUGUUUGGAGAUAUUGGACAUGGAUUUAUACUUUUUAUGUUUGGAUGUUAUUUAUGUUUAUGUAAAAAUAGGUAAUUCUAUAGCUUAAGAUAUUUGAUUUUAUUGAUGGGUUUAUUUAGUUUUUAUUCAGGAUUAAUUUAUAAUGAUUAUUUAAGUUUAUCAUUAAAUUUGUUUAAAACUUGUUUAAGAUCAUAGGAAUAGUGUGUUUAUCCAUUUGGAAUAGAUCCUAUGUGGGGAGGACAUUUAGAAUUUAAUGAUUCUAUUAAAAUGAAAUUAAGCAUAAUCAUCGCAUUUUUCCAUAUGUUAUUAGGUAUUACUUUAGGUGGUUUGAAUUAUUUGUUUUUGUAAGAUUGGUUAAGAUUAUAUUGUAAAUUCAUUCCAUAAUUAUUAUUUUUGGUAUGCACAAUAGGAUAUAUGGUGUUUUUAAUAAUUUAUAAAUGGCUAACGCAUUUUGAGCCACAAAAUGCUCCAAGUAUAAUAACAACAAUGAUAUCAAUGAUUUUAAAUUUAGGGAGAACAUCAGGUCCUUAAAUGUGGGAAGGAGAAUCGCAAGACAAUAUUUAAUAUUGUUUAUUAAGUAGAAUUACAUAAAUAAUUUAGCAAUAACAAUUUUCACAAUUCCAUGGAUGUGGUUCCCAAUAAUUAUUAAUCACUUUCUAUCAAAAAAAAGUUUCAAAUAAAAUGAACCUAAACAUAAGACUCAAAGAAUUGACUAUGGAUAAUUAUCUGAAGAACUAGGGAUUGAAAUGUCUCAAACUCAUUUGUAUAGUCAUGAUUAAGUAGAUUCUAAAUAGAACUAAAAAAUCAUAGAAAUAUCUGAUUCUUCAGUUAAAAUACAAUAAAAGGAUAAUUCUCAUUAAUAAAUCUAAGAUAUUAUUGUUCAUGAAACCAUUGAAAUGUUAGAAUUUGUACUUGGUGUAAUAUCAAAUACAGCUAGUUAUUUAAGAUUAUGGGCAUUAAGUUUAGCUCAUUCAUAACUCUCAGAAGUCUUUUUUGAAUUGUUGUUAGCUUAACCAAUUAAUCAUGGGAAGCCAAUUAAUUUAAUGAUAGGGUUUAUAUUUUGGGCGUUGAUAACUUUUGGUGUUUUAAUGUGUAUGGAUAGUAUGGAAUGUUUUUUACAUUCCUUAAGAUUGCAUUGGUAAAUAUUCAUCUUAUUAUUCUAGGGUAGAAUUUUAAAAUAAAUUUUUUAAAGGAGAUGGAGUCUAGUUUAAAGUAUAUUCAUUUAGAGAUAGAAUUAAAGAAAGUUUUAAUUUAGAAUAAUAGUGA